Molecule: messenger RNA, 534 nt
Organism: Raphanus sativus (radish)
Lineage: Eukaryota; Viridiplantae; Streptophyta; Magnoliopsida; Brassicales; Brassicaceae
Exons: 1
Coding region: 1-534 (177 amino acids)
Source: RefSeq, a predicted model, not a curated record
AUGAAUAAAAAGAGGCAUAGAGUUCAUGCUCUUCAGUUGAUAGAUCAAGAGAUGGUGUCUCUAAGAAACCAAGGUUUGAAUCAGAUGGAUGAUGUCUGUCUCUGGAAGAGGGAGAAUGGAGAUUUCAGACCAGAUUUCAUUACAUCUCACACUUGGAAUCUCACGAGAACUCAAUCACCAAAAGUCUCUUGGUGCAAGGGGAUUUGGUUUAAGGGAGCCACGCCAAAGUUUUCUUUUAUCACCUGGUUAGCUGUUCUUGAUAGGUUAGCAACAGGUGAUAGAAUUCUUAAAUGGAACUCUCAAGCUGAUCCUACUUGCUGGCUGUGCAAAUCUGUAGCUGAAACCAGAGAUCAUAUCUUCUUUGAUUGUGUAUACUCUAAAGAAGUCUGGAAGGAGACUGUCAAAGACCUGAUGGGGCAGGGGAGUAUCUAUCAAUGGGGGAGAAUGAUCAGAGUAGUGACUGAAGGUUUACGUGGAAGGAAUGAGACAUUUCAGGUGAGGUAUUGUUUUCAGGCAGUAAUCUAUGAGCUAUGA